UGUAAAGAGAAUAAAGACGAUUUUGAUGGAAAGAGAUGGCGAAAAUUUGGGGCAAAAUAGCGCCACAAAUGAACUUAUGAAUAGUAGUAGUUUUGAAAGCAGCACGCAUUCAAAAUGCGAAUUUUACAUUCAUUGUACUUGUCGAUGCACAUCCAUACACAAUAUGCAAACCGAGAUAGAAAGAGAGAAGGCCUGAACUUGAUGAAAAAGGAAACCGGAUAGAUUGUUUGGUCGGAUACACUGAAAUGUAUGCACAAAUUUGCGAAUUGAAACCUACCGAAAUGUCACAAUUGCAACUGAAAAUUUACUCGCAUCAAAGUGAUAUAGAGUCAUUGCAUAAAACCUCCGUCCCCCUCCACAUUUGCUAUGAGAAUCAUGCCGCAUUGCUCAGCACUAACCGAUUUCGAACGUUUCAAACUACAAACACUUAUAUUGAUGUAUGCAUAAAUGUCGUCGUAAAUUUGUGAGUUUGACCGCAAAUUUUCCCAUCCGCACACAUAUGUUAUUAUUGUGAACGUCGAACAGGAUAUAGGGAGAGUCAUGCAUUGUGGCUGGUUGCCGGCAUUUUAUCCUUCCAUUCUCUCAUUCGAUGCACUAUGUCCGACGGCAUGCACCACAACUGGCCGAGUUUUGACUAUAGAGUGAAUAAUUUCAAUGAGAUAUUUGUGUGAUAACAUUCAUCACGACACAACUAUCGUACAAAUUCAAUCUUUUAUUCGGUGCAGAAUGUGUUCCAUUAGCAUUUAUGCAGUAGUUGCACAUAUAAAAUAUUUGUUUUCAUCUAAUUGGUGUUUUGCUCCACACAACCGUUCGCCAUGGUAUCAAAACCCUACAAAAGCUCCAUCCACUCUCUCUCUCUCUCGCUGGCUCUCUUUUUCUCACCCUCGUCGGCUCGCAUAUAUGCCAAAUGACAGUGGAAAAUAUGCACUUUUACACGAGUUUCAAACGUUUUUUGAACAUUUGCCGGCAAACAACCACGAACGCAAGAACAACAACAGCAACAAGACGAGAAAAAAAACGAAUUGGCAAACGGGGCAGAUAGUCGAGAUUCCGUAAUUCACGAGCGAAAAGCAUCAUAUAUACGUAAACCCUUUUCGGAUGGCCAUUUCAAAAUUGUUUAGCCUGUUUUAAUCCGUUGAUUGCAUAAAAAUAUUUUCCAGUCCAUGUUUUUCUCGCUCGCUCGCUCGCUCUCUCUCUCUCUCUCUCUCUCUCUCUCUCUCUCUCGAUCCAUCGCCAACAUUCCAUUCGAUAUACGGGCUAUGUGGAACAGCAAUUGUUUUUGAUACGUGCACUUUUAACGAACAAAAAUAAAAUUACGUUAUUCCAACUAUGAUGGAAAUCUGAAUGCGCUUCUGCCGACGGAAUAUAUAUUUUUUUCAUUCUCUCCCUUAAACAUCGCCAGAUUGCCAUUUUCCAUAAAAGCACGGUAUUUUUGUUCACGCCGCUUUACAUACAACCAAAAUUGGAUCAUUUGUAGCACAACUGAAGCUCGACUUUUGUAUUUCGUUCAAAUCACGUUUUCCAUUCAAAAAGUGCUUACACUUUCAUUUUUUCUCCGGUUGCCUUUUUUGUCUGCAGCAAAAAAAGGAGUAGAGAAUAAAGCUCAAAUUAAUUCAUGGUGUCCAUGUGUGUGUGCAGAUACCAAAAAACUACAGCUGUGUAUUAGACAUGUAUGUAUAAUGUCACCACCGUAACCGAGACGAACGUGAAUAAUUAAGCAUGGAAACACCAUCGAAUCGAGCAUAUACGAAAUUCGGGUAAUUCAAUUCGAAAAUGACAAGUCGACCAUUUGCGGUUUGGCUGCCACAAGACAUUUCGGUCAAACUCUCUCUCUCUCUCUCUCUCUCUUUCAAACAUUCGAGUCCAACGAAAUAGUUGUGUGGCAUAUUUAUUUGGAAACUUUGUGCAAAUUCGCAUUUCAAUUUUGUAAAUUGAAUUCCCCCAAAAACUUUUGCCGUCCAAACCGAAAGUAUGCGAUAACGAAUGUGCCGGGCAAAUUGGAUCGACUAAUGUGCUGCUAUGCUAAUACGAAUAAACUGAAAUUGUCCAACCGAAAUUAAUACCACCUCCUCCACACACACACACACACAUACUACAAAUCACUCGAAUAGUUUGAAUAAAUUUUGGGCAAGAAAAAUGCCAUCACGAACGGAAAAAACAACAGUGAGAGUCGCUCUCUCUCUUAAUUUGGGGAGUGCGUCAAAAAUAAAUCACAGAUUACUGCAUAAUAAAUAGGAUUGUGAUUUUCGUGACAGUCAAAUUAAUCGCGAUGUAAAUGUUCAUACACACACAUGCAACUGAAUAAAAACGCACACACACACACACACACACACACACUAACGCACAAGUACAAUGGGCUUUGCAUCCGAUUAAGCGUUUCGCUGCAUAAAAGCCCAUUAUUGUUUUAAUUAUGUAAUGAAAAUCUCGGUGCAGCAGUGCAUUCAUUUAUGUUGGAACAAGCAACACUGUAUGCAAUUAUAAAUCAAUGUUUUUGGUUUGGUUUGGUUUGGUUGUUAUAUCGUCACACAUAUGUCGCGAUGCUCGUUUAUUUUUGUACUCGUGUGUGUCUGUGUGCAUUUACGAAAAGAGCAACUUCAUAAUCGAAACACAGUGGGUGUGCGCUUUAAUUCAAUGCUCGAGAGUCGAAUUUCCACAGCGGAUAGGGAUAGUAGAUAGCGGUACAGAGACAUUGGCAAACUACACGGCAAAUUUGUAACCCAUCGGUUCGGUGUUGGGUCAAAAGUGUACGGGAUAUAAACUAAAGUAUAAUUUGUCCAUAAAUAUCAAUAAUAAGCGAUGGAAUCAAACGGAAAAUAGCAAACCAGCGGCCGCAAAUCGAACACAUUUUCACAUACAUACAGACACACAGUCACAUCUAUUGGGCGCCAAUUUCGAAACCCCACAGCACCAGAGUAUCCUAUCAAUUGUUGGAACGUAGUUGGAGAGAGCGUCGAGCACGUAUUUACCAGUGAUAAAAUAUGAAUGCAAUCCGAUAUUAUUCGUGUGCAGUGUUGGCGCUGUGUUUUCAAUUAUCAUGCUCGUUGGCACCGCAUGAGCUAACGUUUUUGAUCAUUAGUCAGAAUUUCUCAUUCAGUGCCAAAUUAGCGAAUGAACUGAAGAACAACAUACUGCAUCAACUGAGAAUCGAAGCAUUCUUAAAUAAUAAUGAGAUCGAUUUAGUGCAACAGCCGAAGAUAAUAUUGUCGCAUGAAACUUUCAACAGUAUUGGAUCGUGGGCGAUUACACCGAUUUUGGCUUCAUCAAUCGAAUAUAUCGAUAAUAUCAUUUUGUCAUCUCGUAACUUGAAUGCAGCAGCAACAGAAGCAACGGCAUCAGCACGAAAAGCAAAUGCGCUGCCAGUCAAUGUGACAGCAACGGCACCACCGCCGGAGGCAUCGCAAACCAAAUGGUUGAUUCUCUGUGAAGAUCAAAGUAUUGUCGAUUUGAAAGCUUUAAUAAAUAAUCUCCAGAACGAAGACUACACCAAAAAAAAAUUUCUGGGUUAUGGUCUUCGUGAUGCUGAAGCAACAAUCAUACAUCACUUUGCUUUUUUCGAAAAUCCUUCUUGGUUUCUGUAUCCAUUAUUUCGAGCCGGCGUCGCAAUCAGUAUACCGUUGCUGAAAAUACUAGCCGAACGAGUAAGAAGUGAAAAGAAUGUGUCCGACUUUUUCAUUGAUGCAUCGCAUGAACUGUCGCUGUUCGCAUGGAAUAAGGGCAAAGGGCAUCAACUGACCGAAGCGCCAUACUUUUGUUUGGACCGUAAAUCCAGUAAAACGAGCAGGUCAUCAACGCUAGUACGACAAGGCAAUGACGGUGAAGGAAACGGAUGUGCAAUUUACAGUCGCAGUCAUGAUGACAGCAUUACCCAAUCCCAUUUGUAUUCGCCUGACACAGCAACCGGAACAACUAAGUCAUCAUUUACUCCGGUCGAUGUGACAAUUAAUCAAAUAUUCUUUGCCAUUAAAACAUGGUCAAAGAACCAUGAGGAUCGCGUACCGGUCAUUCAACGAACAUGGGCCAAGGAAGUAAAACACAUUCGUUAUUACAGCGAUGUUGCCGAUCCAAACAUACCAACAAUAAGUACAAAUAUAGAAAACACAGAGCAUGGGCAUUGUGCCAAAACGUUAGUCAUUUUACAACGGGUUUGGGAGGAAAUAAUAGCAAAUAAGCAACUGAAACCAAUCAAAUAUGUAGUUUUAAGUGAUGACGACACAUUGUUCGGAGUGUCAACAUUGCUGGGAUACCUGAAGCGAUUCAAUGCAAAUGCUGAUGUUUAUCUUGGCGAGAGAUAUGGCUAUCAGUUGCUCUCUCGGAAUGGUUUUAAUUACAUAACUGGCGGCGGUGGCAUCGUAUUUAGUUUGAGCGUCAUUGAGAAGCUCGUUCAAAAUUGUCGGUGUCCAUCAUCGUCAUCACCGGAUGAUAUGAUUAUCGCUCUUUGCCUGCAACGCAUUGGCAUCGAACCAAUUCACUCAUCACGUUUUCAUCAAGCCCGGCCAAUCGACUACCCGGAGGAGGUUUUAUUAUACAAUAAACCGAUUUCAUUUCACAAAUUUUGGCAAAUUGAUCCAUAUUAUGUAUACGAACAUUGGCUGCGACAAAGUGACACAAAUGUAGUUGAAGCCAACAAAUACAAAGUAGGACACGGCAAUGAGUAUUAUUGCAGUAAAAAUCAAAAUGAAUUAUGUCAUAGGAACAUUUAUGAUGGGAAUAAUUAAAUAAACAUGUUUGUUUAUGUUUAGAAUUGAGUUGAAUUCGACUUGAAGAAGAAAAAAUCAAAUAAACUCUUUUUUCGAUGUUAUGCAUGUUUUUCUGUCAAACAACUGAGGCUGUAACUGAAAUAAAUGAUCAAAACUGAGAAAUAAAC
Messenger RNA from Sitodiplosis mosellana (orange wheat blossom midge), 4864 nucleotides. Its product is annotated as beta-1,3-glucosyltransferase. Gene Ontology annotation, cellular component: membrane. The coding region runs from base 2979 to 4715 and encodes 578 amino acids. The transcript is spliced from 9 exons. The record is from RefSeq and is a predicted model, not a curated record. Gene Ontology annotation, molecular function: acetylglucosaminyltransferase activity. Lineage: Eukaryota; Metazoa; Arthropoda; Insecta; Diptera; Cecidomyiidae.